AUGCUCGCUAACGAGUUCUCUGUUGACGCACCAAAUGUCACAAUCAAUGGUGAGGAAAUGAUUUCUCAUUAUGAUUAUCACACAUCUCAUGUUGUUGCUGGAGCUGAUGGAAUCAAAAUCGUUCCAGAAACAAAGAAGUUCGAAUUCAAGACCGAUUUACAUGUUCCAAAGACCGGUGUCAUGCUUAUUGGCUGGGGUGGCAACAACGGUACAACACUUACAUCCGGUGUUUAUGCCAACAAACAUGGCUUAGUUUGGGAUACAAAGCGUGGCGAGGUCAAGGCUAACUACCAUGGCUCUCUUACACAAUGCGCUACAACAUACCUCGGCCAAGAUGAGAAGGGCACAACAUAUGUCGCUCCAUUCAAGGCUUUACUCUCAAUGGUCAAUCCAAACGACUUAGUCAUCGGUGGCUGGGAUAUCUCCAAGCUUAACAUCUACGAAUCUGCUCGCCGUGCUCACGUUAUGGAGCCAGCCAUGCUCAUCCAGCUCAAGGACGAGCUCGAGAAGAUGCACCCACUGCCAGCUGUCUUCGAUCUCAGCUUUGUUGUUCCAAACCAGAAGGAUCGUGCUGACAACGUCAUCCCAGGCAACAAGUGGGAACAGCUCGAGACAGUCCGUAAACAGAUGAGAGAAUUCAAGGAGCAGAACAAGCUCGAGAAGCUCAUCAUCCUCUGGACAGCCAACACAGAGAGAUACUGCGAAGUCAAGGAGGGCGUCCACAUGACACCAGAACAACUCCUUCAGGCCAUCAAGAACAACGACCCUGAAAUUUCUCCAUCUACAGUCUAUGCUACAGCUGCUAUCCUCGAACACAUCCCAUACAUCAACGGUUCUCCUCAGAACACAUCUGUUCCAGGACUUAUCCAGCUCGCUGAACGUGAAGAUGUUGCCAUCAUGGGUGAUGACUUCAAGACAGGCCAGACAAAGUUCAAAUCAGUCAUGGCUGACUUCCUCAUCUCAUCUGGCCUUAAGUUAACAGCUGUUGUUUCCUACAACCACCUUGGUAACAACGAUGGCCUCAAUCUCGAUUUCGAGAAGUGCUUCCGCUCAAAGCAGAUCUCAAAGUCCUCAGUCAUUGAUGAUAUGGUUGGCUACAACCCAAUCCUCUAUCCAAACGGCUAG
Messenger RNA from Trichomonas vaginalis G3, 1125 nucleotides. RefSeq names its product myo-inositol-1 phosphate synthase family. Gene Ontology annotation, molecular function: inositol-3-phosphate synthase activity. Bases 1 to 1125 code for a protein of 374 amino acids. Lineage: Eukaryota; Parabasalia; Trichomonadida; Trichomonadidae. Gene Ontology annotation, biological process: inositol biosynthetic process; phospholipid biosynthetic process. The transcript has a single exon. Gene Ontology annotation, cellular component: cytoplasm. The record is from RefSeq and is a predicted model, not a curated record.